This is a messenger RNA of Aureococcus anophagefferens, 1815 nucleotides long. RefSeq lists its product as hypothetical. Lineage: Eukaryota; Pelagophyceae; Pelagomonadales; Pelagomonadaceae. Gene Ontology annotation, molecular function: magnesium ion binding; phosphoglucomutase activity. The transcript has a single exon. The record is from RefSeq and is a predicted model, not a curated record. Gene Ontology annotation, biological process: carbohydrate metabolic process. Gene Ontology annotation, cellular component: cytosol. The coding region runs from base 1 to 1815 and encodes 604 amino acids.
AUGCUCCGCCCGCUCCUCCUCCUGCACGCCGUCGCCGCGUUCAGCUCGCCGCUGGGCCGCCGCGCCGGCCGCAGCGCCCUGCGCGUGCGCGUCGGCGGCGGCGCCGUGGCGACGGCGCCCAUCGAGGGCAUGCGGCCCGGCACGUCGGGCCUGCGGAAGCGCACGAGCGUCUGGGUCGAGACGCCGAACUACGUGGAGAACUUCGCGCAGGCCAUCGUCGAGGGCUGGCGGUCCGUCGGCGGCUUCCCGGCUCCCGGCGGCGGCACGCUCGUGCUCGGCGGCGACGGCCGCUACUUCAACGACGCCGCGCUGCAGCGCAUCCUCCGCGUGCUCGCGGGCAACGGCGUCGCCAGGGUCGUCGUGCCUGUCGGCGGCGUGCUGAGCACGCCCGCGGCGUCGGCGCUCGUGCGGCGCCUCGGCGCGGACGGCGCGAUCCUGCUCACGGCGAGCCACAACCCCGGCGGGCCCGACGGCGACUUCGGCGUCAAGUUCAACACGGGCCCCGACGGCGCCCCCGCCAAGGAGUUCCUCACGGAGGCCGUCUUCGAGGCGUCGUCGACGCUGGAGAGCUUCAACGCCGCGGACGCGCCGGACGUCGACCUCGCGGCGCCGGGCGCCUUCGCCGUCGGCGACACGCAGGUCGAGGUCGUCGAGUCGAGCGACGCCUACGUCGCGGCGCUCAAGGAGUGCUUCGAUUUCGACAAGCUCAAGGCGUUCAUUGCGGAAAAGAAGCCGAACCUCUUCCUCGACGCCAUGCACGGCGCCGCGGGCCCCGCGGCGAAACGCGUCUUCGUCGACGAGCUCGGCGUCGACCCGGCCAUGCUCUACCGCUGCGACCCGCGGCCCGACUUCGGCGGCGCCCACCCGGACCCGAACCUCAAGUGGGCCGACGAGCUCGUGAGACGCGUGGGCCUCGAGCCCGACGGAUCGCCGAUGAAGGACCGGCCCGAACGACGCGUCGACUUCGGCGUCGCGUUCGACGGCGACGGCGACCGCAACAUGAUCGUCGGCGACGCCUUCUUCGUGUCGCCCUCCGAUUCGCUGGCGGUCCUCGCGGCGAACGCCAAAUCGGUCAAGUGGUUCGCGGACCGCGGCGGCCUCGCGGCGUGCGCGCGGUCGAUGCCGACGUCGCGCGCGCUCGACCGCGUCGCGGCGAAGCAGGGCAUCGAGUGCUUCGAGACGCCCACGGGCUGGAAGUUCUUCGGCAAUCUCAUGGAGCUCAAGCAGCCCUUCCUCUGCGGCGAGGAGUCCUUCGGCACGGGCGCGGACCACGUCCGCGAGAAGGACGGCCUGUGGGCCGCGCUCGCGUGGAUGAGCGUGCUCGCGGACGCGAACGCGGGCUCGGAGAAACUCGUCGGCGUCGCCGACGUCGUCAAGGCCCACUGGCGCACCUACGGCCGCGACCUCUACUGCCGCCACGACUACGACGAGUGCGCGUCCGAGGGCGCGAACGCGAUGAUGGCGCGGCUCGGCGAGCUCUGCGGCGCGGCGAAAUCGGACCUCGCGGCGCUGGACCCGGGUCUCGAGGGCGUCGAGUCCUUCUCCUUCGUCGACCCGCUGGACAACAGCGAGACGACGAACCAGGGCAUGAUCCUCUCCUUCGACGGCGGCGGCCGCUGCGUCUUCCGCCUCUCGGGCACGGGCUCCGCGGGCGCGACGAUCCGCGUCUACGUCGAGAAGCCCCUCCCGGAGCCGUCCGAGGCCGACCUCGACCUCGUCGCCGCCGACGCGCUCGGCGACCUCGCCGACGCGGGCAAGAAGGUCGCGGACCUCGUCGCCUUCAGCGGCCGGGAGAGCCCCUCCGUCAUCACGUGA